AUGGCCUACGAUCCUUCAACCCCUCGACCACUGCCCGGUCUGCCCUGGGCACCUCUCGGCAGAAGAGAGCCUCUCAGCAUCCCGCCCUACUCACUGCCCGCCGCGCCUACCCGCCAUCCAACCGCGGCGACACGGAUUUCAACGAGAUCGCACAAUCAUGAAACGAGCAGACUACGAGCUAAAGGUCUGGAUACUCAGCAUUCGCCUGCGCCUCCACUUCGUGCAAACACACGCCCACCUGCAGCGUUGACACCUGUCGCCAAUUACAAUUUCGAACUCAGGACCCAGUUCAAUGGGAGAGACGUUCGGGGACAUAUCCCAUACGUCGAGGUCAGAGGUCACGACUACACGGAUGAUAGUAUUAGAAGCGAGAAGCCGGCGAGAAAGAGUGUGUUUCGAGAGGAAUUGCAGACUGUUGCGGGAAGUGAGUAUGAUGGCGAUGAUGAGGGCUCUCGGCGUAUGCGUCCUCGAGAUGAUUGA
Messenger RNA from Ramularia collo-cygni, 480 nucleotides. RefSeq lists its product as uncharacterized. Lineage: Eukaryota; Fungi; Ascomycota; Dothideomycetes; Mycosphaerellales; Mycosphaerellaceae. The record is from RefSeq and is a predicted model, not a curated record. Bases 1 to 480 code for a protein of 159 amino acids. The transcript has 2 exons.